This is a messenger RNA of Rotaria sp. Silwood1, 1787 nucleotides long. The record is from the annotation of a GenBank genome assembly. Lineage: Eukaryota; Metazoa; Rotifera; Eurotatoria; Philodinida; Philodinidae.
AUGUUAAGAAAUCAAAUAACAGGAAAGUUAGAAGCUGUUGGAGAUACAGUAGAACGAUUUCAUUUUAUUUUACAUCCAAAAGAUGAACAAAAUUUAAUUCGUGAAGAACAAGAUAAAGGAAAAGAAUUAUAUUCACUUUUAGUUCAAUUUGAAAUUAUUCAAGGAGAUACAAUAAGAAAAAUAUUUCGAAAUAAUUCACAAGAACGAGAUAAAAUAGAAAAGAGAAUUCGAAAUGAUCUUGAUCCUUCGAUUGCCGAUCCAUUAAUUAGUUUAUUAAAUAAAUUAAAAGAUAAUAUUAGUCAACAAAAUCAAUAUUUUUAUCAAACAGAUUUACCAUUUACUAUUAAAGAAGAAGAAGGAAAUAAUAUUCGAAUUUAUCUAAAAGAAAAAAAUAUUUUAAAGUCUGGUGGACUUGCUAAAUAUAAAUAUGUAGAUAUUAAAAGAAAUAUUGAAAGAAUUUUAAAAAAUAUUCAAUUUGAAAAUGAUAAAGAAUUAAUUUUGUCGAAAAUUUUGUCUUUACAAGGAGAUAUUCGUUCAUUUGAAAAAGGUUUAAAAGCUAAUUUAAAAGAUUUUAUAGAUCUUCAAGAUCAAGAAAAUGUUCCAAAAGAUAAAUCUUGGUGGGAUUGGAAUGCUUUUGCCGUUGCAAUGAUAGGGCUUGUUCAAGUCAUUGCCGAAGCUGUUUUAGUAGCCUUUGGUUUGACUCAGAUAGGCAAUGCUUUAAUAUCAGGUAUUUUUAGUUGGAAAGAAUGGGCAAUACAAAAAGCAAUUAGCUUCGGUCUCUCUAUGUUGACUGUUGGAAUUGGAAAGUUUUUGACGGAUAAAAUUAUGGAACAGAUUCAAGAAAAUGUUUAUACAAAAGAUUGUUAACAAAAUCAUGCAGAAGGUCAAAUUGCUGUUGAACAAUCUCCGAUAAAUCAAGAUUCAAAGAAAGAACAACAAGAUCGAGCGAAAAGAGAAGAUCUACAAAAUAAUAUUAGAAAUCCAAAACAAAUUACUGCAAGUUAUUUGAGAGAAGCAAAAGAUAAAGAUAGAGCUUUAGGUCUAGCUGAUAUAAAAAUGUUAGCAGAUCGUAAAAGAAGAAAAAUAACUGUUUACAAUUCAGAUACUGACGAAAAAGAAAUAAUAAAUCCUUCAGGAGUGGACAUGUGCGGGACCAACUUUUUUUGGUCCCGGUCCCGGUCGCGGUCCCGGUGAAAUUGAAUUUUGGUCCCGGUCCGGUCCCGGUCCUUGUAAACUUUUUUUGGUCCCGGUUUGGGCCCCGGUGAAAAUUUUCAUUUGGUCCCGGUCCCGGUCCCGGUCCCGGUGGAAAUUUUCCUUUUGCUGCUGAUUCCGGUGAAAUUCUGCUUUUUAGUCCUGGGCUCAGUUAGCACAUUCGCUACGAUGUGGCCUAACAGUGAGCCACGCUACAUUUUAACGAGAAACUGUAUAGAAAAGUACUUUAUUUUUCUUUGUUCUUAGACAGGAGGCUGAACAUAAUGCUUUAUCUGUUCUGCCUUCAGAACUCUUUUUGAGUCCGUUAUUCCAUAGCAUGAUGGGUCUUGUUAAAAAAAUCAAGACAAAAAAAAUUGUCACUCACAACAGAACGUUUUUACUUUCUUUGCUACCGCAUAGCUCGCUUCUCUUGACUGUUGUGCCCUUCCUUUCGCAAAGCAGCCAGUACAGCGUCUGCGGACAUUGCCCUUAAACCCUUCCUUUUCUUCGAGCUUGCGAUUAGUGAAUUCGCGCUUGAAUUGGGUUGCCGAUUCAACUUCUCGAAUGGCAUGUCAUGCUGAAAUGACCUCACAGGA